This is a messenger RNA of Alligator sinensis (Chinese alligator), 4742 nucleotides long. RefSeq names its product zinc finger protein 345-like. Gene Ontology annotation, biological process: regulation of transcription by RNA polymerase II. NCBI's taxonomy places the organism in Eukaryota, Metazoa, Chordata, Crocodylia, Alligatoridae. The coding region runs from base 598 to 2931 and encodes 777 amino acids. The transcript has 6 exons. The record is from RefSeq and is a predicted model, not a curated record. Gene Ontology annotation, molecular function: DNA-binding transcription factor activity; RNA polymerase II cis-regulatory region sequence-specific DNA binding.
GCGGGGCAGCGGGCAGGGUGCUCGGGGACGCAGGGGUGCAAGCCACAAAGCGGCUACAUCCUCCCCAGCCCCUCUGCACCAGUGUUUGCCUGGGAUCCGCCCCAGAGCUGAUGCUGGGCCGGUCCUGCUAUGAGCAGGCAGCUGGACAGCAUGAUGUGACCCCCCGAGGUCCUGUGCAACCCACAUUUCCUAUGAUUCGGACUGAAGUAUGCCCUCGCUCGGAGGAAACCUGUACACUUGGUGAUCCCAAAGACUGACUUUAGUGUUCGUGUGGGCAAAGAUCAAGUGCGCCGCCGAGCGGAGAUAGAUGUUGGUUUUCCAAGGAGACCAGGCAGCACAGACCAACGGGACUUUUAACACAUCAGGGGAUUUCAUGGGCACAGACCAACAGGAGUCUGCAUUCCCUCGGCAUGCCCUGGUAUUCUGCUCCCCUCCCCUGUCUUAAUAUCCAACUGUCUGCCUCAGAUGGCAGGGAUGACUGAGUCUGCUGUGUCUCAGGUGGCCCAGUGGACAGGAUGCUGCCAACAGGCCAUCUGUGAGCAGUGAAUACGUGAGGGUGCAAGCCCAAGCUGGACUGAGGCCACCCCAUCGGAGAAAAUGGCUACUGAGAUGGGACCAGCACCAGCCCUGGGUCUCCUGUUCCCAGGAUUGGUUCAGACCUCAGUGAAGAUGGAGGAGCAGGACCCAGCAGGUCCUGGAUCUGGGGUGGGGCCUGAGGGAGCAGGGAAAGAUCUUUCUGUUAUCCAGGCCAGGACUGGUGGGGUGUCCCCAAGAUGGGUGACAACAGAGCAAGUAAAAAAGGAGCCACAGGAGGAGCCAGCCCACCGCUGGGAGGUCCAGUGGCAGGAGGUGCCACAGGUCCUGUGGCCCCCUGCUGAAGCUGUGCCAGCUCCAGGUACCCCACAGCUGCCAGAGUUGGUACUGAGGGAUGACCUCCCUGCCAUGGAGAAGUGGCGCCAGCGCUUCAGGGGCUUUCGUUAUCAAGAGGCCAAGGGACCAUGGGAGGUGUGUUGCCACCUGCAGGACCUCUGCCAGCAAUGGCUGGAGCCCCAGCGCCGCAGCAAGGAGCAGAUCCUGGAGCUGCUGGUGCUGGAGCAGUUCCUGGCCAUCCUGCCCCAGGAGAUGCAGAGCUGGGAGUGGGGGCGUGGUGUGGAGACCUGUGCUGAAGCAGUGACACUGGCUGAGGGGUUUCAACUGGGGCAGCCAGAGGAUGAGAAGUUCCAGGUCACAGUACACAUGGAGGUCAAGGAAAUGGCCUUGGACAAGAUGGCUUCAACUGGAGCAAUGCGAAAACCGCAUGACUCCUGGUUUGAGCAGCUGCAGUCCCAUCCUGUAUGUGUGCCCCAGGAGGAGGCAAGACAAGGUGAAACCCCAAGGCCCCAGGAUGAGUCACCUUAUGUUUCUGAAGAAGAGUCACCAUCCCACCAGGAGUUAGAUUCCCCUGACACAGAGGAGACCUGGGAUUCAUCAGCAGAUGAAAGCUCCUCAGGCUGGUUCCCUAGACAAAGCCCUUCUUCAGGAGAAGCAGAUGCCGGGGUGCUAAGCAGAGCGGAGGAGCUGCCUCCUGAGGAAAGGCCUGAAAAAUUAGAGCUACUGAGGACAUCCCCAGGGAUAUCAGGGGAGAAAGACUCUCCGAGACCUGAGGAAGGUCAAUUGCACAAGAGUCAGCACGGGCUCCAUAAGCAGAGGGAAAACAAGGCAGCAAAUGAGGUAUCAGCUCCAGCUGGGUGUGAGAUUGGAGCUGGAACAGAGCCAGGAAAAAGCCGAGGCUGUGGGGAAGAAUUUGAGAAGCUGAGAGAUGCAGCGAUCCACAAGGGGAAGCUUCACCAGCAGGAGGGACUGAAUCCAAACCAUGCUGGUGGGGAGGGCCUCAAAGGGCAGCAGGAGCUCACCACUAAGCACAGUGAGACAGUCCACUCCUGCCCCAAAUGCAGGAAAACCUUUGACUGCCCAUUGCACCUGGCCUUGCACAAGAUCAUGCAUAACAAAGAGUUGCGUGAAUGCGCUGAAUGUGGGAAGAGCUUCACCCAUCUCUCGACUCUGGCUGCUCACCGCAAGAUCCACUCUGGAGAGCGCCCCCACUGCUGCACCCAUUGUGGGAAAAGCUUUGUUUUCCAACGGGACCUGUCCCGGCAUCAACGCGUGCACAUGGAGGAGAGGCCGUACCGCUGUGCUGAAUGUGGGAAGAGCUUCAUCCAGCACUCCCACUUGGCCCAGCACCAGCGCAUCCAUUCCGGGGAGCGUCCCCACAGCUGUACAGAGUGUGGGAACAGCUUCACUUGCCGUUCACACCUGGCCAGACACCAACGCAUGCAUACAGGGGAGAGGCCGUACCACUGUGCUGAGUGUGGGAAGAACUUCAGCCACUCCUCAACCCUUGCCCGGCACCACCUUAUUCACUCAGGGGAGAAGCCCCAUCGGUGCUUCCAGUGUGGAAAGAGCUUCGCCCGCUCCUCCCACCUGUUGCAGCACCAGCACAUCCACUCAGGCGAGAAGCCACACCAGUGCUCAGAGUGUGGGAAGAGCUUCAACUGCUUCUCCAACCUGGCCCAGCACCGGCGCAUCCAUUCCAGGGACUAUCCCCACAGUUGUGCGGAUUGUGGAAAGGGCUUCAGCUGCCCCUCCAACCUGGCCAAGCACCAGCGUGUCCACUCUGGGGAGCGUCCCCACAGCUGCACAGAGUGUGGGAAGAGCUUCGCUUGCCCUUCAAGCCUGGCAAAACACCAACGUGUGCACACGGGGGAAAAGCCAUUCUGCUGUGCUGAAUGUGGGAGGAGCUUCAGCCACUCCUCCCACCUGGCCCGGCACCAGCGCAGCCAUGCAGGGGAGAAGCCCCAUCAGUGCUUUCAGUGUGGGAAGAACUUCACCCGCCCCUCCCACCUUGCUCGGCACCAGCACCUCCACAUGCAGGAGGCUGUAACUCAGCCAUAACUCAGCCAGCAGUGUGGAUGGGCUUCGGGGACACCUACACCCUCUGCACUGACUGCUGCCUAUGUUUGAGCAAGCGGCUUCAUCCCUAGGCUGAGUGCAGAGAGAGAUUUACCCACUCUUAUCCCUCCUGAAACACUGUAGUAUUGACUAAGCCUCAUGUUUUGAUUGCGGGGGCUGAGAGAAAACUCCCCCUGUAAGCUGGUAUGCCAGUGUUGGCUUGGGUCCUAGAUCUGCUCCUUGCCACUCAGGAAGUGGGCAGAUUUUGGCUCCAGAGUAGGUUCCAUAGAGACAGAGUUGUGGUGAUUGGGAAAGGCCUCAGGCAGAGUUAGUUUGGGCAAUGGGGGCAUCUCUGGAGAGACUCUUCAUCCUCCUCAUGGCAGCAGUCUUAGAACCUACAUCCUCCUCAUGGGCUGGGAACCCCCAAUUUCUCCAGGUGGAACAGUGGUGUCCUCCCAAGACAACUGAGUUGACUGAUAUCCAGUGACUCAUGUCCCCUUCCAGCUCUAUCUUCUCUGACGCUCUUAUGGUUUGGGUAUGUGAGACUCUUGGAUUACAGAAAUAAGAUGUUUAUUCUUAUUAGGAAAGCAUUCCCUGUGCUGUAUCCUGACCUUGCCUUUCCUUACUCCCACAUAAACCCUUUCCAGAUGUGCUUGUGUCCAUCAGGUCUUUGCAAGAUGCAGCUGCUGCUUCCUCCAGAGCUCAUUCAUCAGGUUUGCUCUUCAGUCUCCCCAGAACUCUACGCUGCCAAAUGCCUGCUGCUGCUGCUAUCCCCUGACAUUUCUUUGUCUAUAAUGGCUUCUCUUCUAAUAAAACCCCCAGGUUUAACAUGAUGGUCCAGUGGUAGGUCUCUAAUUCCUCUUCAGAGCUGUAAAAUGGGCAUGGACCAGGGCCAGAGCCUCUUCCAGGCCCAAAGGACUUUGAGAUUUCCCAGCCCCCCUCACCUUCCGGUGGGAUCAUUGAGAUCCACACAGUGCUGUACAAUGAAGAACGUACACCAGGGAUGAUUUAGCAAGGUUUUCUGAGAAGUAGGUACACUCUGCUGGGUGACAGGAGGAUGGCGAGGCUGAAGGAGGGACAUUCUGUAGCAGGUCUCACCUUUCCCAUGGGAAGCAGAUGGAAGGUGCAUGAGCAGCCUUUUGGGUUAAAAACAGGAACAUUGGAAUCUCCCAUUGUAAACAUUUAGCUUUCUCUACUAUUUCUGAAGCUAUUUGUUGCUAAGAUUAGGUAGGUUAAUUACUUAUCUCAGCACAUGGUGUUUGUGCCCGCCUCUGCUCGAUUAGGCGCUCUCGUGCAGCCUUAGCCUGUACUAUUGAUCGCGCCUGUCCUGGGCUUGCGGGUGGACCCCAAAGACCACCCCAGCUGACAUCAGGGGAGCCCCUUGACUCUCCUGCCACAACUUUGAAUGUUAACUCAGUGGAGGGGUUCCCCUUCAAGGCAGCCUCCAGGGUCGUCGCGCCGCCCGGCAGGCAGUCACAGGGCUCCGACCUCCCCUACACCCCGGCCACUCACCACCUUGGGUUGCCGGUCUUCGGGCAACCCAAGGCGUUCUUGGCUCUUAGGCGUUCUUGGCUCUACCCGACCUCUUCCCGCGGCCUGCCAGCUACGUGCCAGUGUCUUCAGGCCGUGUCUUGAUGCACGGACUUCGAAGUCCUCCAACCUGGCUCCACCAAUCUGAAUUCCUAACGCCCUAUCCCUGUGACUUAACGUGCACUUCCCACCACCGUGAUAGCUGAAGCACUAAGGCUACUGGGCCAGGAGGCCACGAAGGGUACCCGGGCCUAUGGGCCCCGAGGAUCCCCCUGUGCCCAGCU